Linderina pennispora is the source of this 1680-nucleotide messenger RNA. Its product is annotated as Pentulose kinase. NCBI's taxonomy places the organism in Eukaryota, Fungi, Kickxellomycota, Kickxellomycetes, Kickxellales, Kickxellaceae. Gene Ontology annotation, biological process: carbohydrate metabolic process. The record is from RefSeq and is a predicted model, not a curated record. Bases 1 to 1680 code for a protein of 559 amino acids. The transcript is spliced from 3 exons. Gene Ontology annotation, molecular function: kinase activity; phosphotransferase activity, alcohol group as acceptor.
AUGGAGUAUUUCGUUGGCAUCGACGUCGGCUCGUAUUCAGCACGCGCUGGCAUGUUCACCAGCACAGGCGAACUGGUUGCGAUGUGUAAGCGCAGUAUCCAGAUGCACCAACCACUAGCAGAGCACUACGAGCAGAGCAGCGAGGACAUCUGGCAAGCUAUCUGCUUCUGCGUGCAAGAGGCGCUUAAACAAGCAAAGGUUAAGAUCCCGGGAUUCUCGCAUGACCAGGUGAAAGGGCAUUGGCAUGGACGCAACAUGCUCGCUGGUAGCGCUAGGAUACUGCAACCGACGAGCCCUGUAAGCCUGAGCACGACUGGCGACCAGAGGUGGAACAUUAUCGUGUGGUGCGACCAUCGCGCUAAGCAUGAAGCUGAGCUCAUCAACGCAUCGGGCCGCAAUGUGCUGAAAUACGUCGGCGGCAAAGUGUCGGUCGAGAUGGAGCUGCCCAAGAUCGCCUGGGUCAAGUCGCACUUUGCCAAGGCAGGACGGGAUGAGGACUGGGCACGCGCUGAGUUCUUUGACUUGCCAGACUACCUGUCGUUCCGGGCAACUGGGUGCAAGGCAAGAUCGAACUGCUCGCUGGCGUGCAAGUGGUUAUUUACACCUGCACAGCCGGACGCUGCUCAGGACGGCGUGGGAUGGGAUGAGAGGGUGUUUGCAGCGGCGGGGCUGGGACGAUAUUGUCCAGCGACAGGUUUGGCAAAGAUCGGCGGCUGCUUGUCCGACAGUACUCUGACUGUGCUCAAGGCAGGGCUGGCGCCUGGAACGCCAGUUGGUGCUUCAGUCAUCGAUGCAUAUGCCGGAUGGUUUGGCACCAUCGCCAGCGGAUCUUCUGACGACAAGUUGGACCGCAGCAACCAGGAGCUGGCAGGCCAGCGGCUGGCCAUCAUUGCAGGCACAUCGGCCUGCCAUCUGCUAGCAAGCCGCAAGCCAGUGCUGGUGCCGGGUGUUUGGGGUCCCUACUACAGUGUCGGGCUGUCGGGCUGGUACAUGCUGGAAGGCGGGCAGAGCGCCGUUGGCAGCUUAAUCGACUAUGUGGUGCGUUCGCACUCAGCAUACGGUCCAUUGGCAAGGCAGAGUGAAGAGACCGGCAAAUCUGUGUAUGAGAUUCUCGACAGCAUGCUGACCGGCCUUGCUGUAGCCUGCACGCCAUCGAACGGAGUCCCAGAAUCGCACCUAGUAAAGCUAGUCAAAUCGCUGCACUUUUUGCCUGACCACCACGGCAACCGUGCUCCUCUAGCCGACCCGUCCAUGCGUGGCUCGAUUGUCGGCGAGACGCUGACACACCCAGAUAGCAUCGAGGCGCUGGCUGCGAGGUACCUGGCGUGCAUCUGUGGACUGGCGUAUGGCACGCGCGCGAUCCUCGACUCGGCGGUUGCUGCUGGUGGCCAGCGGGUCACUGAACUGCUUAUUUCGGGCGGACUGUCGCAGGGAGCCGUGUUCACGCAGAUCCUUGCCGAUGUCACCUGGCGCCCAGGUGGUGGUUCCGCGCCAAGCCAAAGUCGUCGGACCAUUCGCAGGAUCCUGUGGAAUGCUAUGGCGGCAAUGACUGGCGACGGCUCCGUGAUCCGGCCCACCACAGAUGCGGGUGUCCUGGACAUCCAUGAGCGCAAGUAUCGCGUCAUGCUCGAAAUGCAGCAGGACCAGCUCAAGUACCGGCGGAUGAUGCAGGCCGAGUAG